AUGGCUGAGGCAGUAGUUCAAUUACGUUGCGGCGUGAAGAAUGAUUUGUGGGGAAAGAAAGGAAAGGAGUCUAUGGCUGCCCAGCUAUGGUCGAAGACGCCGGACAAUGCACAGAUCGAUGACUCCAAAAAUUACUCAGAGAUGUGGAUGGGCACAUACCCUUCCAAUCCAUCCUAUCUCCUGUCAACAGGCGAACAUCUGGGAGAGUACCUAAAGAAGAACCCGCAGCUUGUCGGAAAAUCCGUUCACGAUCGAUGGGGACCAGAGAUUCCUUUCCUACCAAAGAUCCUCUCAUUUAGCAAAGCCCUACCUCUACAAAUCCACCCGGAUCUCAGUCUCGCCGCGAAACUACACAAAGAAGAUCCGAAUAAAUUUGGCGAUACAAUGCACAAGCCAGAGAUCGCAAUCGCGCUGUCAAAAUUCGAGCUCUUCGCCGGCUGGAAGCCACUGAAAGACAUCCAAGCCCUAUUCGAACUAAACCACCUGGGAAAGUUCGUGCCAAAGCCAGGACAAUUCAACGACGGGACCCUACGACAAACAUGCAAGGCCUUGCUGAGCGCACCACCGCAGACAAUCGCAGAGACAACCAAAGACCUACAAGCAAUCCCAGAAUCCCAAUUAGGAUCGCACUCCUACAUUCCAAGUCUGCUCGCUCGACUGGUCAAACAAUACGGCGAAGGCGACAACGGCAACCUCGUCGCCGCCCUCCUGAUGAACUAUUUAACCCUAGGGCCAGGAGACGCAGUCUUCGUCCCAGCAGAUAGCAUCCACGCCUACCUAGAAGGCGACAUAGUAGAAUGCAUGGCGCGCUCAGACAACGUCAUCAACACGGGUUUCUGUCCAGCCGCAGAACGCGACAGUGUCGAGCUAUUCGGGCAAGCGCUCACUUUCGUGCCUCACAGCGCGCAAGAAGCAUUGCUGCCGCGGAAAAAGAGUGACAAGGGCAUGAAUGGCAAGACAGACGUUUACGCGCCGCCUAUCAGCGAGUUCAAUGUUCUGUAUACUACACUUGGGGCUGGCGAGAAGGAGACGCAUAAGUCCAUUUUGGGGCCGAGUUUGAUGAUUGUUACUAAGGGCUGUGGUCACAUGAAUAUUCCUGGUGACAAGAGUGUCGAGCUGAAGGAGGGUUGGGUUUUCUUUGUUGGGCAAGGUGUUGCGUUGGAAUUUGCCACUGACAAGGGCAUGGCUGUGUAUCGUGCGUAUGCGGAGUAG
Messenger RNA from Penicillium canescens, 1212 nucleotides. RefSeq lists its product as uncharacterized. The coding region runs from base 1 to 1212 and encodes 403 amino acids. The record is from RefSeq and is a predicted model, not a curated record. Gene Ontology annotation, molecular function: mannose-6-phosphate isomerase activity; zinc ion binding. Gene Ontology annotation, biological process: GDP-mannose biosynthetic process; carbohydrate metabolic process. The transcript has 4 exons. NCBI's taxonomy places the organism in Eukaryota, Fungi, Ascomycota, Eurotiomycetes, Eurotiales, Aspergillaceae. Gene Ontology annotation, cellular component: cytosol.